AUGCUCGGCAGUGCUCCGGGGCUUUCCGGUCGGUGGGAGAGGCUCGAGCCGCGGCCGCGCGCUAGGAUGCUGCGCCAGGUGUUGCACGCGGGCCUGAGGACCUCCUUCCACGCGCUGGGCCGGUUCGUGGCGAGCCACCCGGUGUUCUUCGCCUCGGCGCCCGUGCUCCUCUCCAUCCUGCUGGGGGCCAGCUUCAGCCGGUACCGCGUGGAGGAGGACGUGGAGAGCCUGCUCGCGCCCAAGCACAGCCUGGCCAAGAUAGAGGGCAACCUGGUGGACAGCCUGUUCCCCGUGAACCGCUCCAAGCACGCGCUCUACUCCGACCUGCAGACCCCGGGCCGCUACGGGCGCGUGAUCGUCACCACCCGAAAGGGGAGCGUGCUGGACCCGGUUCAUCUGGACACCAUACUGAAGCUCCACAGGCGGAUCUACCAGAUGCAGGUGACCGUCCCGGCAACAGGCUUCAACAGCUUCAACUACUCCUUCUCCUACCUCUGUCUCCCCGACGACAAGAACAUCUGCAUCAUCGAUGACAUCAUCCGUGCCAUGGAGGAGAUCCAGUCAGCUCGCACCUCUAACCGCUCGGCCCCGAUCCUGCGGUAUCCCAUCACCCAGCUGGUGGACGGACGGCAGGCGUACAUCGGCCACCAGCUUGGUGGCGUGCAGGGCUGGGGCCCCAGCGGAGCUGUGCGUGGUCCGGGGACAGGAGCCAAGGGAGAAGGUGUACGUUCAGCCAGGGCACUGCAGCUCACCUACUACCUCCAAGCCCGCGGCGGCCUGAUGGACCGGGUGGCCAGCCAGUGGGAAAAGGCCUUCUGUGCUGAGCUACAGCACUUUGCGGCCUUGCACCCAAAGUUGGGGCUGUACCCUUCCACUUCCUCUUCUCUGAGGACGGACUUCCAGUUCUCUUCGAUACUGGCACGCCGCCCCCUGUUGGCCAGCUUGGGGGUGUGCAGUGUGCUGGCUGUCCUCUGCUGCUCUAUGAGGGACUGUGUGAGGUCUAAACCCUGGUUGGGACUGCUGGCUCUGCUGUCCAUCACACUGUCAGGCCUCACUGCUGCUGGAAUACUCAACCUGACCGGGGCCACCUACAACUCUACGUACCUGGGCAUCCCUUUCGUCAUGCUUGGUCACGGGCUCUUCGGUUCCUUCGAGAUGCUGUCAUCAUGGCGGCGAACCCGGGAGGACCAGCAUGUGAAGGAGCGUGUGGCGAGCGUCUUCGAGGACGUCAUGCUGCGUUUCUCCGGCUCCACCAUGCUCCACCUGAUGACCCUGGGCCUGGCCGCCUCGCCGCUGACCAACAUGGAGGCCGUCCGGCUCUUCUGCCGCACUGCCGCCUUGGCUGUCACCAUCAGCUAUGUUUACAUGGUGACCCAGGGCUCAGACCCCAGUGCAUUGGUUGCCAUGGAUACAGCGACAGUAUUGUACACCCGGGCCCAGCAGCGUUACUUCAGCUCGUACUCGCCUGUCAUUGGAUUUUACAUCUAUGAGAGUGCCCCCUACUGGAAUGUCUCUGUGCAGCGGGACCUGCUGGAAUACGCCAAGGGCUUCCAGCGAAUCAGCUGGCUGGAAGCUUACCUGAACUACCUGUCAGAUCGCAACCAGUCCACCAGCCAACCGCGGGAAAACUUCACCCGGACGCUCCGCCACGCCUUCCUCCGUGAGCCGCAGUUCGCCCAUUUUGCAGACGACAUCAUAUUUGCGGAGCGAGGUCAGGGCGAGGAGCCCGAUGUGGCUGCGUCCCGAAUCUUCCUGGUGGCCAAGACGACGGAGAACAAACGCGAGGAGAUGUCAGUGCUGCUGGACACGCUGCGACGCCUGUCACUGACCUCACGCGUCCGCUUCCUAAUCUUCAACCCCUCCUUCGUCUACCUGGACCGCUACGCUGCAGCGGUCAGCUCCCCCCUCAGACACUCACUGCUGGCGGUGCUCUUCCUGUUGGGUUUGUCCUCGCUGGCCGUCGUUGAGCCGCUGGUCUCUGUAUGGCUAGGCCUCACCCUGCUCUCCGUCCAGUUCGGGGUGCUGGGCUUCAUGACCUUGUGGGGUGUGGAGCUGGACUGCAUGUCUGUGUUGUGUCUGAUCUCAGCCUUGGGGCACUCAGCAGACUGCAGCGGCCCCCUCCUCUGUGGUUUCGCCUCGGGUCGGGGUGACAGCAGGACUCGCUGGGUGAGAGUGGCGCUGGAGAGGCACGGGGUUCCCUCUCUACAGACGCUCAUCUGCUACAGCGCCGCUCUGGUGCCUGUUGGCUCUGUACGCUCCAACCUCACGCGCACACUGUUUCGCUGCCUCACCCUAACGGCCGGCUGCUCGGCCCUGCACACGCUUGCGUUCCUGCCCACCCUCCUCACCUUCCUGCCUCCCUCCAAGAGCCGGGGACACCGGCCCGAAGGAGAGGGCCAGAGACAGGAAGUGGAGUGUGUUGAAAUGAACGACAGCACCCGAGUGGUCGACCAGAUCACCACUGUCUGAGCAUGGGAUGAUGUUGUGUUUUUUUUUUUUUUUUUUGGCUCCCCUGGUUGCCAUGGUGACUGCCGGCUGGGAAUUGGUUCAUUGAAGUCUGAGCAGCCGCUAUGCAUGCUGCAGACAAGAAUGCUGAUCCUUGUGAAGAGGGGAAGAAACGAAUAGUGUCACUGAGAUAAAGAUAGGAAGAAAAAACAGAGGUUGAUGGUUCAAGAGGAAACAAGUGAAGGAGAGUGGGAGGCGAGUGAAGACAAGAAGAGAGAAAGAUGGGUUUCAAUGCAGCGUAUCCAUGGUUACCUGCUUGUUGCUAGUGCUGUGUGGCAUGUGAAUGAGCUAUUUCCCAAACAGCCAAUUGGAAGUCGAGGAUCAGCCGUUACCACAGAGGAAGUGCCACAUUUUUCACCUCUACAAAAAACUUGCUUUAGAUCUGAUCACGUUGUUUGGCUACUGCUAUCUGUUCGCCAUACCAAGUUGCACAAAUACAGCUACAAUGACAUGAGGCAAUCAUCUGUAUGA
Messenger RNA from Morone saxatilis (striped sea-bass), 2976 nucleotides. It is a transcript of the gene ptchd1, whose product is annotated as patched domain containing 1. Gene Ontology annotation, cellular component: synapse; plasma membrane. NCBI's taxonomy places the organism in Eukaryota, Metazoa, Chordata, Actinopteri, Moronidae. The record is from RefSeq and is a predicted model, not a curated record. Gene Ontology annotation, biological process: chemical synaptic transmission; cognition.